AUGGCAACCGAACACACACCGCUCUUGGGCCGCUACAGCUAUGGCGACAGCGACGAGUAUCCACCGGCCGCCGUCGACCCCCACGAGCAGUUUUGCAUGAUGGUAGGCAUACCGUCGUCGGCCCCAGACGCCGACCAGCAGCGGCGGUACCAACAGCACCAAUCGGUCCCGCGCAAGUCGCUGUACGGGCGCGUGACUCGGCAGCUCAGGCACCAGACGUGGACGUACUACACGACGGCGUCGCUGUCCAACGCGAUGCUGCUUUCGCAGGUGGUGCUCGGGGCGGCGCUCACGGCGCUCGGGGCCUCCGAGUCGUCGCACAUCCUCAUCACCGUCUUUGGGGCCAUGAACACCGUCAUAGCGGGAUUGGUGGCGUAUCUCAAGUCGCGCGGCCAGCCGAUGCGCGCCCGCAUGUACCGUGACGACCUGGAGCGCGUGGUCGACGAGAUCGAGAACUCCGAAGUCAUGUGGCUGGGCAUCUCGCGCCACGUGCAUGGCUACGACGAGAUAGACACCGACGACGGCCAGGUCAGCGUGCGCAGCGAGGUUGCCAGGCUGACCCGCCUGUACGACCGCGCCGUCAGGAACAACACCAUAAACAACCCGGACAUGUACAUGGCCAACGGCGGCGGCUACGACGGCCACGGGGCACAGUUGAGGUCGAGGCCCGGCGUGGCGCUGCCGCCGCAGCUUCAGGGUGGUGGUGGUGGUGCGGUGGUGCCUAUCGCAGCGGCACCUCAGCCGGUUGUCGUGGCGGCCCCGGUGGUUCAGCCCAACUUGCCACAACCGACCACUACUGCACCGGCUCAGAAUGAAACUGUUCGUGAUCCUGAUGAGAGUCCUGCAACGGCUCCACCGAAGCCGAAAGAGGCUGAUGACGGCGGCAAGAAGGAACAGUCUAAGAAAGAGACAGACGAAGAUAACAAAGACAGCAAGGCAGACAACUCUGGUGGCGAUAAUGGCACGAGUAGAGAGAAGGACAAGGAUGGAGGAAAGGAUUCGGCCGAAGAUACUAAUACUAAUAAAAAAGAAGGCGAUUCGUCUUCGUCUUCGUCUUCGUCUUUAGCUCCGAAAGGAGGUGCCGCCGAUCCAUCCCCCGUCGAAGGCAGCUCAUCACAACCUCAAUCACCACCAACACCUCCUACGGAACAUGACCCAGACGCUUCACCAGCAAGUGAUCCGAACGUGCCUUUGAAAAAGACCUAA
Messenger RNA from Exophiala spinifera, 1206 nucleotides. RefSeq lists its product as uncharacterized. The transcript has a single exon. The record is from RefSeq and is a predicted model, not a curated record. The coding region runs from base 1 to 1206 and encodes 401 amino acids. NCBI's taxonomy places the organism in Eukaryota, Fungi, Ascomycota, Eurotiomycetes, Chaetothyriales, Herpotrichiellaceae.